This is a messenger RNA of Sphenostylis stenocarpa, 438 nucleotides long. NCBI's taxonomy places the organism in Eukaryota, Viridiplantae, Streptophyta, Magnoliopsida, Fabales, Fabaceae. The record is from the annotation of a GenBank genome assembly.
AUGAAGAAAGGAUGGGAAAAUCUAACAAUCAAAAUAGGAAAAAUACAAAGUGAAUCAAACUACAAUGUGUACAAAAAUAAUAAUCAACAAGAAGGGUUAAAAGGAAAAGAAAAAGGAAAGAAGAGAGCAGAAGUCUCAAGGGUCUGCGGGGGAGGGGAAAAAUCGCGGUGGCCCAAAUGCAGGGCCCGCGGUGGUCAUCAGCGUAGCGACCUGGGACCCCAACGAGGCACUUCACGGUGUUGCUGGCUUGGUGUGGUGGUCAAGAGGGGAGGAGAAGAUUGGCAAAGGGACGACCGCGGUGCUAGAAGUUGGUUGUGCGACAUGGCUAGGGCUUGGGUGGUUUACAAUGACUGGGUUGCGGUGAGUGGGGGUGCUUGCGGCGCGACCAAAGCCCAUGAUGGUUGGUCGCGCGGUGAUAUGGGUGGCCCGCGAUGGUAG